AUGGAGUUUUCUAACAACUUGGGAAUGGAGACAGAGGAGACAUGCAGUGGCAACCAUGGAUCCACAUCGAAAUCUGUGAGGGGGAACUACAAUGAGCUAGCCAACGAGCGUGUGGAAAGUGAUAUUGGAAUGGAGAGAGAGACUGGAGGUAAUGGCGGUAUCGAAAUGGAGCAAAAGACCGAGUAUAGGGUGAGUAUGCGAGGGAGUUCGGACAAUGUCGAUGCGAUAUUGGACACAAAGAGUGUCAACAAUGGCAGUCAGGUUGGGUCGGUGUUCGACCAUCUAAAGGAAUUAUCAGAACAUCGCAAUGACACAUGUAAGAGACUGGAAGGCCUUUUGCAUAUCGAAUUGGGAGAAUUAUCAGGUCAAAUGAUGUCGACAACAGACAAGGUACUAAAGAACCCAGCGACCUAA
This is a messenger RNA of Phytophthora nicotianae INRA-310, 414 nucleotides long. RefSeq lists its product as hypothetical. The record is from RefSeq and is a predicted model, not a curated record. The transcript has a single exon. Lineage: Eukaryota; Oomycota; Peronosporomycetes; Peronosporales; Peronosporaceae. The coding region runs from base 1 to 414 and encodes 137 amino acids.